GAAAUCUACAAAGACCGCAAGAAGUUUUCGAAAGCUGUCUUUGAGGUGGCCUCCUCAGACCUGGUCAACAUGGGUAUCUACGUGGUCAGCUACACACUGAAGGACAUCAGAGAUGAGGAGUUGUACCUGAAAUCUCUGGGCUUGGCUCGGACUGCCCAAGUGAAAAGGGACGCCAGAAUUGGGGAAGCUGAGGCCAAGCGAGACUCUGGUAUCAAGGAAGCUUUGGCUGAAGAGAAGAGACUGCAGGCCCGCUACCUCAACGAUAUUGAGAUUGCCAAGUCACAGAGAGACUUUGAGCUCAAGAAGGCAGCCUAUGACAUGGAGGUUCAGACUACAAAAGCUCAGGCCGAUUUAGCCUACCAGCUCCAGGCUGCCAAAACCAAGCAGCGGAUCCGUGAGGAAAACAUGCAGGUGACUGUCAUUGAGAGGGCACAACAAAUCAUGGUUCAGGAGCAGGAGAUUAUCAGGAAGGAAAGAGAACUGGACGCUCAGGUCAAGAAGCCAGCUGAGGCUGAGAAAUAUCGACUGGAGAAGAUGGCUGAGGCUCAGAGAACCCGGACCAUCAUGGAGGCUGAAGCCGAAGCAGAAGCUAUCAGGAUCAAAGGAGAAGCGGAGGCCUAUGCUAUUGAGGCUCGUGCCAAAGCUGAGGCUGAACAGAUGGCCAAGAAGGCGGACGCCUGGAAGGACUACCAGGAUGCUGCUAUGAUUGACAUGGUGUUGGAGACCCUACCUAAGAUUGCCGCAGAAAUCUCAGCUCCCCUGACCAAUGCCAGGAAGGUGACCAUGGUGUCCAGCGGCAAAGGGGAAGUGGGUGCCCUGAAACUGACCAAUGAGGUCAUGAGCAUUAUGGAGAAGCUGCCCUCUGUGGUCGAGAACUUGACUGGAAUCAACAUUGCAAAAUCCUUGAAGUUGACCUCGCGGAAGUAA
Messenger RNA from Candidula unifasciata, 927 nucleotides. Lineage: Eukaryota; Metazoa; Mollusca; Gastropoda; Stylommatophora; Geomitridae. The record is from the annotation of a GenBank genome assembly.